UCAUCUACUUUUAACUUUGCUCAGUUUUUAUCAUGUUUUUAUCUUAUUACAAAUUGAUGUUAUUUUAUAUUUUUGUACAAAUAAAUAAAAAUGUACUAUUAUUAUUAAGCAACAUUUAAAUAUAGAAAAUUAUCCGUAGUAUUUAAGUAAAUUAAGCUUUCUUGGUUGAUCACUUACAACUUGUAAGUUACAAGUGUACAUCAUGUAAUUUAUAGGACACGGAUUCAAACCAGGCUGUCUAAUUCCUAUUAAAUACUUUUACAAAUGUGCGUGUUAAUUAGUCCUCUAUGACUCACAACAAUUAUUUUGCUUAUCGCACACAAUAAUCCAAAUUAAAAUUCUCGACAUUUGGUGCAAUACCCUUAUCUUAAUUUAAUUAUCGAGAGCAAACAUGCAUAUGUAAUGUAUAUACCAACUCUCACUUUAUCAGUUAUGUAGUCAAUAAACCAAAACGUUUACAUACAGCUCUGCAUGCACUUGUUAUUCUGUAUUCAACGCAAUUUAAUCAUCCUUGUAAUUACAAAUAACUUGAUUAUUUUACUACAUCAAUCGUAAAUUUCCUCCCCAUUUCCUAAAUUAUGGGAUCAUCUGAAAGCAAGACGUCAGAAACCUCUGCUAAUAUAAGCAGUGGGCCCAGCAAUCGAGGGGCUGAGGUCACUUCGACCGUCCCAAUUGCCAAGGAAGAGCAUAUCACUUGGAAAAUAGAAAAUAUCGCCACCAUGAUCAAUUUGGCUAAAGAUUCUUCCGAGUUUAGAUCAAUGGCUGAGAAAAGCUACACAAACUUCGAAUUUGAAAUCGAACCCGAAAAUGGAAUUGGCUGGACAGCGUGGCGACUUUGUUUCAGUGUCCAAACGCCUAGUCACCCUGUUCAGAGGCCGGAAUAUUUUAGUCUCUUGUUAGAAAAACAAGAGGAAAAUGGUAAAGAAAAGGUUGGCAGCAAAAAAUGGUUCGACGGAGGUGUCCUGGUCAAAAUGGAAUUGCUAAAAGAUACGAAACUAACUACCAAGACUGUUAAACAAGGCGAUCCUUUCGCCAUAAUUAAGGACAAAGAUCCUUUGAUAAAAAAUAUGACCCACGACGUAAACAGUUUUAUGGGAUGGGAAAACUUCCUGUCGAUCGACACUUUGUAUGAUUCUCACUCCAACGGAAAUGCGCCCCCUGAGUCCAGCGUGGUUAGAAAAACGAGCUCAAUCACUAUCUCACUCAAGAUAACGUUCCAGUAUUUACAAGUAACAACCACUUCUCGCCAACUGUCUUCUUACGAAGCGUUAAAUCACGAGUGCACCCAAGAUUUUCGAAAAUUUAUGCAAACUUUAUUCGAACAAAAUGUCAAAGUAAGAAGUAGUUCCCCAUCGGCCUCAGAACUUGCAGAUUCUGGUAGCGCAGUUUUGCGAAUUUCCGGAAAGUAUAUUCUCGUCCAGAAAUGUUUUCUGAUUACUCGAAGUCCCGUUUUCAAAGCAAUGUUUGAAGCCAGUAUGAAACAAAGUGGGUCCAACGUUGUGGAAAUUGAUGACAUCGACUAUCGUGUAAUGCUAUCCGUUUUGGAGUACAUUUACACUGGGAAUCUACCAAUUUCUGGGAAAAGUCAAGAGGCUUGGAAGAAAUUUCCAUCAGACGUUGUGAAGGCAUCGGACAGGUACGAACUGCCUUUGCUAAAACGAUUCUGUGAAGAGAAUUUGGCACAAGUUUGCACGAAAGAGAACGCCAAAGACUUGUACGAUUUGGCGAGACGUUACAAGUUUGAAAACGCUAAAAAACAAAUCUGGGACUUGAUUCGGGAAAUGGACCCGGAUGGUAUCCUGUAAACUUGACUAGAAAUUUGUGGUUAUAUAGAUUAUCGCUGUAGUCAAAUUUUUAGCCCUAGCCGGAGCUCUGUGAUGUCCGUCUUCGCGAUAAAUAUCUUUAAACCUAUCUGAUCGGGUUGAAUGAAAUGUAAUUAAAUUAAUUCUUAUUGUACUAUUUUUGGUCGUGCAUAGCUGGGCAAAUUUGUGGCUGGAUGUAUGAUAAGGAUUUUCAUUGUACAAGACAACUGUUUAAAAUUAUUUGGAAAUUUUUAUUCAGAAAAUCCAUCCUUUUUUUACUCGAUCUGUGUUUAUUAUAUUUGAUAAUCAGCAGCGCAGGUUCACAUUUUAUAUAAAUUUUACAUACCACCACAUUUAUGACUUAUAUACAUACAUUUCUCUAUUCUAGUUGUAACUUUAUAAGCGACUUGUAAGUAACCUAACUUUUAUUCGUAAAUUUAUUUUUAUUGCGUCACAAACUUUCGAGUGAAUGCAAAAUUAGUAGAAAAUUCAAUUCGGAUGUUUAUGCAAAAAUUAUUUGCGACCUGGUACAAAAUACAGAAAUGUUUACAAUCGACUAGAGUAACUUGGUUUUCAUUCGUAAUCUUUGUAAACUUGUCUAUUAAAUUUAGUUGUAAACUUUCCAGUGAAUUACUAAAUAAUUUUGCAGUUAGAAAAUUCACUCGGUAUAUAAAUUUGUGUAAAAUUAUUUGCAAACUGGUACAAAA
Molecule: messenger RNA, 2509 nt
Organism: Folsomia candida
Lineage: Eukaryota; Metazoa; Arthropoda; Collembola; Entomobryomorpha; Isotomidae
Product: speckle-type POZ protein-like
Exons: 5
Coding region: 579-1805 (408 amino acids)
Biological process (GO): proteasome-mediated ubiquitin-dependent protein catabolic process; regulation of proteolysis
Cellular component (GO): cytoplasm
Molecular function (GO): ubiquitin protein ligase binding
Source: RefSeq, a predicted model, not a curated record